AUGGCUCCACGGAAGCCGAAUUUUGGUGUAUACACACCAUUGGUGACCUUCUUUGCCAAAGACGAAUCUCUUGAUCUUGAAAGCACCUUGACACAUGCAAAUCGUAUGGCUGAAGGCGGUGUCGUUGGACUUGUUCUUCAAGGCAGUAACGGCGAAGCACCGCAUCUGGAUCACGACGAUCGUAAAUCCCUUGUUCGCGCGGUGCGCAGCCAUCUCAACGGGUUGGGGCAUGCGCAAAUCCAGCUGAUCGUUGGUUGUGGCGCACCCAGCGUCCGAGAAACACUGACGCAUAUCACCGAGGCUGAGGAGUCCGGCGCCGACUUUGCAUUGGUCUUGCCCCCGUCAUAUUGGGUCGCAGCCAUGACCCCUCCUGUGGUCGAAGGGUUCUUCAACGAGGUAGCAUCCCGCUCCCCACUUCCAAUCCUGAUCUACAACUUCCCUGGUGUCACCGGUGGUAUCGACAUAAGUUCCGACUCGAUCAUCAGGCUGGCCCAGUCCAACUCCAAUAUUGUCGGUUGCAAGCUCACCUGCGGCAAUGUCGGUAAGCUGCAGCGUAUCUCAUCCACCCUGUCUGCAGACUCCUUUGCCGCGUUCGGAGGAAAGUCGGAUUUCUUCCUGCCCGCCUUAGUAGCAGGAUCCAACGGAAUCAUCGCGGCUCUUGCCAACAUUGCCCCAAAACUGCACGUGGAAGUGCUGAGGAGAUAUGAGAAUGGUGACAUCAAGGGUGCGCAAGAGCUCCAAUCCCGACUCAGUCAUGCAGACGACGCCCUCGUUAAAGUGGGCGUGACUGGUGUCAAAGCCAUCGUAUCUCAUUAUUUCGGGUAUGGUUCAGGGCAAGGACGUAAGCCCCUGGGAUGCCCUACCGUGGAUGCCUUUAGUGCAAGUGCUCUGGACCCCAUUGAGAGGGUGGUUGAUCUGGAGAAAAUGUGUGAAUAUACCAUGGGCCUGCGGUGUAGAAGCAGUUCAAUGGAAUAA
Molecule: messenger RNA, 975 nt
Organism: Aspergillus brunneoviolaceus CBS 621.78
Lineage: Eukaryota; Fungi; Ascomycota; Eurotiomycetes; Eurotiales; Aspergillaceae
Product: dihydrodipicolinate synthase family protein
Exons: 2
Coding region: 1-975 (324 amino acids)
Molecular function (GO): 4-hydroxy-tetrahydrodipicolinate synthase activity
Source: RefSeq, a predicted model, not a curated record